AUGGGUGGUUUGGGCAUGAGAUUUGAGGCGCGAACGAGAGAGAAUGUGGAUGAUGGUGGCAUAGGAGGAGAGAGAAUGAGAACAGAGAGAGUGUUGGAGGGUAAAUUGAAAGAAGCGAAGGGCAAGGUGCGGGUUGUUGCGGAGUUGGAGGGUGAUUUGGGAAACUUGGGAGGGGCUAAAGCCGGCGGUGGGGGUGAGAGUGCGGAGGUGGUUCCACCGGGAUUUGGAUCGGUGGUGUUUGAGGAUGGAGACUGCGGCUGA
This is a messenger RNA of Ilex paraguariensis (yerba mate), 261 nucleotides long. The record is from the annotation of a GenBank genome assembly. NCBI's taxonomy places the organism in Eukaryota, Viridiplantae, Streptophyta, Magnoliopsida, Aquifoliales, Aquifoliaceae.